AUGGCUCGUUUCGCUUGUGUGUUUGCUUUAGUUUUAAUUAGCUCGAUUAGUGUAAAUGCAGGCCGCAUAGCACGGUCACCCAAUCCUUCACCAGACCCUAAACCUCAAGGAGGUUUUGGCGGCGGAUUCGGAAGUGGUGGUGGAUUCGGUGGUGGUGGCGGCGGCGGCGGCGGUGGAUUUGGUAGUGGCGGCGGUGGAUUUGGGGGUGGCGGCGGCCGUGGAUUCGGUGGUGGCGGCGGCGGCCGUGGAUUUGGUGGUGGCUUUGAUAAUGGAUUUGGUAGGGACUGUGGACGGGGAUACUCUCACCACCACCACCACAAUCGUGGAUUCCAGGAGGGCUAUGGGGGUUAUGCGCCGGGUUACCCUGGUGGAUACCCAGGUGGAUUUGGUGGUGGAUUGCCUACAGGAAGUUUGAGUAUAUCGAAGUCCAUUAGCAUCAGUAGUGGAGGAGCAUCCCAAUCGAGUGCACAGUCAAGUGCCGCUGGAAAAUAA
Arctia plantaginis is the source of this 492-nucleotide messenger RNA. Lineage: Eukaryota; Metazoa; Arthropoda; Insecta; Lepidoptera; Erebidae. The record is from the annotation of a GenBank genome assembly.